UAUCGCGAGACUCUAACAAAGCUAGAGCAUAAAAUACGCAACAUGGCGCCUUCAGAAAAAGACACGAACAAGAAGGAAAUAAAGGAAGAAGAACAAGAUUUGGUUUUGAUGUACCCGGGUCAGUUAAACAUCACAAUUAAAGAGGACCAGAAUCACGAGUUUACUGACCAGGAUCAGUACAGGCACGAGGUAAAGGAGGAGACGUUGGACCCGGACUUUGUAGACCUGCAGAACUGGAGCAGUGGUGUAAAGCAGGAGAACCAGGACUCUGGUGCUAUAAACUAUGAACAUCACUUUGUAAAGCAGGACCACAUCAAGAGCGAGAUUAAAGAGGAAACCCAAGAUCUGGAUAUCAGUGACCGGAACCACACCAAGAGCGAAGUUGAAGAAGAAAACCAAAAGCCGAAUAUUAGCGACCAAAACCACCACGGUGGUGGAAUCGAUGAGCAGGACCGGAAUCAGGACCAUCGCAGCUCCGACCCUACAGAACGCACAGAUCAGCAGAAACACAGAGGAAGAAGGGCAUCUAGGCUGUAUCUCUAUCACCAAUCGGACCGAGCCUUCACCACACCAUCAGAGUUAAAGAAUCAUCAGAAGAUUAAUCUUGGAGAGAAUCCAUACAGCUGUGACCAGUGUGGCAAAACCUUCACUGCAAGAAAUGGCCUAAAGACCCAUCAGCGAAUUCAUACACGAAAAAGACUGCACACCUGCACUGAAUGUGAAAAGGCUUUCUGGUGCUUAAAGGACUUGAAAACCCACUGUCUUAUUCACACUGGAGAAAAGCUUUACUGGUGUGAACAGUGUGGAAAAGCUUUUGCUUACAACAGAAAUUUACUGAGACACAAACGUGUUCACAGUGGAGAAACUCACUCAUGUGCACAGUGUGGUAAAUUGUUUACUCUCUACAGUAAUUUAGUGAUACACAGACGUCUUCACAACGGAGAGAACCUUCACUCAUGUAAACAGUGUGGAAAAGCAUUUUCUAAUGGCGUAGAUUUACUGAGACACAAACGUAUUCACACUGGAGAGAAACCUUAUUCAUGUGAACAGUGCGGUAAAUCGUUUACUCGGCACAGUAACUUGGUGAUACACAGACGUCUUCACAAUGGCGAGAACUCUCACUCGUGUAAAGAGUGUGGAAAAGCAUUUUCUAAUAGCAUGGCUUUACUGAGACACCAACGUAUUCACACUGGAGAGAAACCUUACUCAUGUGAACAGUGCGGUAAAUCAUUUUCUCGGCACAGUAGUUUAGAGAUACACAGAUGUGUUCAUACUGGAGAGAAACCUCACUUAUGUGAACAAUGUGGAAAAGCAUUCUUUUGGAUCAGCGACAUGCUGACACAUCAAUGUGUUCACACUGGAGAAAAGCUUUACUGGUGUGAACAGUGUGGAAAAGCUUUUACUUACAAAAGAAAUUUACUGAGACACAAACGUAGUCACACUGGAGAAAAACCUCAUUCGUGUGCACAGUGUGGUAAAUCGUUUACUCGGCACAGUAACUUGGUUAUACACCGACGUCUUCACAAUGGCGAGAACCCUCACUCGUGUAAAGUGUGUGGAAAAGCAUUUUCUAAUAGCAUAGGUUUACUGAGACACCAACGUAUUCACACUGGAGAGAAACCUUACUCAUGUGAACAGUGCGGUAAAUCGUUUACUCGGCACAGUAACUUGGUGAUACACAGACGUCUUCACAAUGGCGAGAACCCUCACUCAUGUAAAGCGUGUGGAAAAGCAUUUUCUAAUAGCAUAGGUUUACUGAGACACCAACGUAUUCACACUGGAGAGAAACCUUACUCAUGUAAACAGUGUGGUAAAUCAUUUUCUCGGCACAGUAGUUUAGAGAUACACAGACGCGUUCAUACUGGAGAGAAACCUCAGUCAUGUGAACAGUGUGGCAAAGCUUUUUCUGACACCAGAAGUUUAUGGAAACACAAACGUAUUCACACUAAAGAGAAGCCUCACUUAUGUGAACAAUGUGGAAAAGCGUUCUUUUGGAUCAGCGCCUUGCUGACACAUCAAUUUGUUCACACUGGAGAAAAGCUUUACUCGUGUGAGCAGUGUGGAAAAGCUUUUACUUACAAAAAAAAUUUACUGAGACACAAACGUGUUCACACUGGAGAGAAAUCUCACUCGUGUGCCCAAUGUGGUAAAUCGUUUACUCGCCACAGUAACUUAGUGAUACACAGAUGUCUACACAAUACAGAAAACCCUUUAUUCUGUAAACAGUGUGGGAAAACAUUGUCUAAUAGCAGAAGUGUACUGCAACACAGAUGUGUUCACACUGGAAAGAAACCUCACUCAUGUGCACAGUGUGGUAAAUCGUUUACUCGGCACAGUAACUUAGUGAGACACAGACGUGUUCACACUGGAGAGAAACCUCACUCGUGUAAAGAGUGUGGAAAAACAUUUUCUCAUAGCGGAAGUGUACUGAGACACCAACAUAUUCACACUGGAGAAAAACCUCACUCAUGCCAACAGUGUGGUAAAUCGUUUUCUCGGCACAGUAGUUUAGAGAUACACAGACGUGUUCAUACUGGAGAGAAACCUCAGUCAUGUGAACAGUGUGGCAAAGCUUUUUCUGACACCAGAAGUUUAUGGAAACACAAACGUAUUCACACUGGAGAGAAACCUCACUCGUGUGAACAAUGUGGAAAAUCGUUCUUUUGGAUCAGUGCCUUGUUGACACAUCAACGUGUUCACACUGGAGAGAAACCUCACUCGUGUGCACAGUGUGGAAAAGCAUUUUCUAAAAGCACAAACUUAAAGAGACACAAAUGUGUUCACACUGGGGAGAAACGCACUACUGUAAACAGUGCAGCAAUCCACCAUGUCUGAGCUUCACUCACUUUUACAGAGACAGAGCGGUGAUUCACCAGAAGAUAAAAGGAAUAGACAGAACCUGACUGACCAGACUGUUUUUUUUAAAUCACAACAGAACUGUUAGUUUACCCUAACUAUAUGGCUCCAGAACUCUAAGUGCAACAUCAAAAGACCAUGGUUAUACUUUUGGGUGCCACAACCUAAAUCUCACCAGGGUCCUUCUAUGCCUUAUCAGUAACCACACCAAGACCUUUCUCAUAACUCCUCUACCAAGGCUUAUUUCACAGGCUCUCACUAACCCAGGAGACCAGGGUCAUAAGUCUGGAAUCCGACUAUCAUGAGACUGAUGCCAUUGCAUUCAGCAUAUAAAAUGCUGUUAUUUGACAUGAGAUUGUUUGUUGUGCAACAUUUUAUUUCUUAAUCUGCAGAUUUGCCGGGGAAAUGCUCAGGAACAAGUGACCUCCUAAAAAGGUCCUAACUAUACUUUCUUUGUGUAAACUCAAAGUUGAAUUGAAGAUGCUCAUGUUCUUCCUUUUAAUCUGUGCACCAUGCAUAUAUCCUUAGGUACACCAGGUAAAAUAAGUAACAUCAUUAGUGUGCUAAAGUAAGUUUCAAGUAAUUCAAUGCCACAAUAGUAGUAAUGUUUAGAUUAAACCAUUUAUGAUCUUCUUGCUGUUCUUAUUUGUUUAUGUUUUACUGAUUUUACCUAAGUGCUAUAUAGUAAGAAAACCAUUUAUGUUGGGAUAACAUUUAAUUUGUUACAGCAUAAUAAAGCCUUAACAAUCCAAUGCA
This is a messenger RNA of Betta splendens (Siamese fighting fish), 3612 nucleotides long. RefSeq names its product zinc finger protein 271-like. Bases 43 to 2835 code for a protein of 930 amino acids. Gene Ontology annotation, biological process: negative regulation of transcription by RNA polymerase II. Lineage: Eukaryota; Metazoa; Chordata; Actinopteri; Anabantiformes; Osphronemidae. The transcript is spliced from 2 exons. Gene Ontology annotation, molecular function: DNA-binding transcription repressor activity, RNA polymerase II-specific. The record is from RefSeq and is a predicted model, not a curated record.